AUGCCAUUCCUCGACGUCGCAACCCUGCCCCUGCGCGCAAUCCAGGCCAUAUUCUCCAUCAUCGUGUUGGGCCUCACAGCUUACAUUGUCGACGCCUACCGCGGCCCUGGCGGCUAUGACUACUGGACGCCCGACUCCGUCGACUUCAUGCUCUUCUGCUCCAUCUGGACACUUCUCGCAGUGGCCUACCUCACACUGGCACCCAGCCGCUUCCCUGCCGCAGCCCACAAAUUCGCCAUCAUCGGCGUCGAGGCUGUCACUAUGAUCUUCUGGUUCGCGGCGUGGGUGGCUGUGGCGAGCUGGUGGGGACAUGUGUACCAUGGUGCGGGACCCCACCCUGUGUGGUCGUCGGGCGUUGCGGCCAUUGUGUUUAGCGCCUUCAUCUGGUGA
Molecule: messenger RNA, 390 nt
Organism: Didymosphaeria variabile
Lineage: Eukaryota; Fungi; Ascomycota; Dothideomycetes; Pleosporales; Didymosphaeriaceae
Exons: 2
Coding region: 1-390 (129 amino acids)
Cellular component (GO): membrane
Source: RefSeq, a predicted model, not a curated record